Linum trigynum is the source of this 402-nucleotide messenger RNA. NCBI's taxonomy places the organism in Eukaryota, Viridiplantae, Streptophyta, Magnoliopsida, Malpighiales, Linaceae. The record is from the annotation of a GenBank genome assembly.
AUGACUCGCCUGUUCUUGGCCCAACUUCGUCCAGCCCAGGCCCUGAACAGUCACCGUCUACUGCUGGGCUUCCUUCUCGUUUGGACGCGGGGCCCAAUCAUGAGCCCGACACACCUCAGUCGUGUCGCCAGCAUAACAACACCGGGCGGGAUCCAGUGUCCCCUGGACUGCAGGACAGAUCUGCCGGGCCCACUUCGGCCACUUCCCCUGGCUCACAGGUCCGCUCGGCCUCGUCCUCUCCCGCAGCGUCUCCUGGUCCGCAGGACCGACCGGCCCAGCCCACUUUGCCUGCGCCAGCUCAUGUGCGAAGGAGCGAUCGCGUUCGUUGUCGGCCCAAACAUCUGGAAAACUACAUCACCUCGUUCGCUGAUGAAGAGGCACAGGGAAGUAGCUCUAAUAUGA